Falco peregrinus (peregrine falcon) is the source of this 10396-nucleotide messenger RNA. It is a transcript of the gene FOXK1, whose product is annotated as forkhead box K1. The transcript is spliced from 9 exons. Gene Ontology annotation, biological process: regulation of transcription by RNA polymerase II. Gene Ontology annotation, molecular function: RNA polymerase II cis-regulatory region sequence-specific DNA binding; protein binding; DNA-binding transcription factor activity, RNA polymerase II-specific. Lineage: Eukaryota; Metazoa; Chordata; Aves; Falconiformes; Falconidae. The coding region runs from base 130 to 2109 and encodes 659 amino acids. The record is from RefSeq and is a predicted model, not a curated record.
GGCCCGGCGGUGCUGCCGGGGAGGCAGGGGCAGGCGGCGGCGGGCUCGGCUCCCGCUCCGCCCCGCUUCCCCCGCCCCGCCGGCUCCGCCCCGGAGGCCGGCACGCUGGCUCGCUCCCUGCCUGGGAACAUGGCCGAAGUCGGGGAGGACAGCAGCGGGGCGCGGGCUCUGCUGGCGCUGCGCUCGGCGCCCUGCAGCCCCGCCGCGGCGCCCCCUCCCGGGCCGCCGCCCCCGGCCGCGCCGCCCGCCGCCGCCUGCGCCGGCCCGGUGCUGGCGCGGCUGCAGGGCCGCGAGUUCGAGUUUCUCAUGCGGCAGCCGGCCGUCACCAUAGGCCGCAACUCCUCGCAGGGCUCGGUGGACGUCAACAUGGGCCACUCCAGCUUCAUCUCCCGGCGGCACCUGCAGCUCAGCUUCCAGGAGCCGCACUUCUACCUGCGCUGCCUCGGCAAGAACGGCGUCUUCGUGGACGGCGCCUUCCAGCGCCGCGGCGGCCCGGCCCUGCAGCUCCCGCCGCAAUGUACUUUCAGAUUCCCUAGCACGGUUAUAAAGAUCCAGUUCACAUCUUUAUACCAUAAAGAGGAAGCAAAAGAGGAAGCCUCAUCGCCUCCCCUUCGGCCACUUUACCCUCAAAUAUCGCCUCUGAAGAUCCACAUCCCGGAGCCGGAUCUCCGGAGUGUGGUCAGUCCCCUCCCAUCCCCUACAGGCACUAUCAGUGUUCCCAACUCUUGCCCGGCCAGUCCACGUGGUGCUGGAUCCUCAGGAUAUCGUUUUGUUCACAACAUUACCUCGGAUCUGCAGCUGGCAGCAGAGUAUGCUGCAAAAGCAGCAUCAGAGCAGCAAGCAGAUGCAUCUGGCGGGGACAGCCCAAAGGAUGAGUCCAAGCCACCCUAUUCUUAUGCUCAGCUAAUUGUGCAGGCUAUAUCUUCAGCACAGGACAGGCAAUUAACACUAAGUGGGAUCUAUGCCCACAUUACCAAGCAUUAUCCAUAUUACAGGACUGCUGACAAAGGCUGGCAGAAUUCCAUUCGGCACAACCUCUCCUUGAACCGUUACUUCAUUAAAGUCCCACGCUCCCAGGAGGAGCCUGGAAAGGGCUCCUUUUGGCGAAUUGACCCUGCCUCUGAAGCCAAACUAGUAGAGCAAGCGUUUAGGAAACGAAGGCAAAGAGGAGUGUCCUGCUUCCGAACACCUUUUGGGCCUCUCUCCUCUAGGAGUGCUCCUGCCUCCCCUACUCACCCUGGCCUGCUGUCCCCUCACUCUAGUGGCCUACAGACUCCAGAGUGCCUAUCACGGGAGGGCUCACCCGUUCCACAUGAUCACGACUUUGGGUCAAAGUUAGCCUCAGUUCCAGAGUAUCGGUAUUCACAGAGUGCACCUGGAUCUCCAGUCAGUGCCCAGCCAGUGAUUAUGGCUGUUCCUCCCCGACCAUCUACUCUGGUGGCAAAACCAGUCGCAUACAUGCCAGCGUCAAUAGUGACUUCUCAACAGCCUUCAUGUCAUGCAAUUCAUGUAGUUCAGCAAGCUCCCACUGUUACAAUGGUCAGAGUUGUGACCUCCUCUGCAAACUCAGCGAAUGGAUACAUCCUCACAAAUCAGGGCACAGCAGGAGCAGCUCAUGAAGCUGCAGGAGCAGUGUUGGACUUAGCUGGUGACCACCGAGUAGGCAUGGAUGAAAAGCCAACGAUUGCAUUUGCCACAAUACCUACAGCCAGCCGUGUUAUUCAGACAGUUGCCAGUCAGAUGGCACAGGGUGUUCCAGGACAGACAGUCACGAUCCUUCAGCAGGCAGCUCCAGUGACCAUUGGACAGCAUCAGCUCCCUGUGCGGGCAGUCACUCAGAAUGGGAAACACGCUGUCCCCACCAACAGCAUCACCGGCAGCGCUUACGCUCUUACAAAUCCAUUGCAGCUCCUUGCUGCCCAGGCCAGCUCGUCCACUCCUGUUGUAGUCAGCCGGGUAUGUGAGACAAGGACCGAAGAGACAGCAGCAGCCUCUUCCAGUGAACCUGAAGUCAAAAGACCCCGGAUAGAAGAGUCCAGUGGAGCAAUCCCAGCCCAAACUGGAGUCAUCACAUCUACAAUGCCACAAGGACAGGCAACCAGUGAAUGAAGAACCGGUGGGAGGAGCUGGAGUGAUGUGGGGUGGGCAUGGGAUGGCAGGAGCCCUAAAGCAGCUUUCAAAAGAAACAAACCACAACUGUAACAGCUCAGAACAUAUCGGAUAAAGAGCUCUUUUCAAAGUCAGAUUUUUAAAUGGGAGGACAACAGCUGUUAGAAUCACAAGGUGCCAAAAAGGAUGGAAACCCCCUCCCAAGAACCCAUGUCUGGAACUCUGUUCUGUCUUUACCUAUGGGAUAUUUUUUUCCUUUUUUAAAAACAAAAGAUUCAAAAAAAAAUACAGACAACUGAUUGUAUGGCUGCUGGGAUAUUUGUAACUGUCUUUUCCCCUUUUGGCUCCAAGGGGAUGGGAUUUGCAGUUCGGCAUCUAAAGGAAUGUAACACAAAAAAUACAGUCUGCUCCCUGGAAAGAGAACUCCUCAUUUUCUAUGCCUUAAUACUGUGCCUCUCAGCUUUGAAUCAUAGGACCGUUUUAAAAAGGCCACCUAAGGCGAUCAAAUGCUGAAAGAUGGGUGCAGUAUCUCACAACAACAUUAAAGAAACAUGGUACCAAGCUUAAAGAAAAAGGCAAAUGAUUUUUUUGUUUUUCAAAACAGAAAAAUUCUGAAUAUGAACAAAUGUUUAUUUAUGUAGGGAUUCAGGAGGAUGAGUUACAGGGCUCAGCCACCUGGAUUUCCAGAUGCAACUUCUCUCCAUUCUGUCUGAGGGAGAAUAAGAUGACAGAGGAACUGUAUUAACUUGGUUCCUGUAAAGAUAUUAAAAACAAAGGGGUUUGUACCUUCAGUGAUUUCUUCACUUGCUCUGGACAACAGCCAAAGUAUCUUGAUGACCGAGGAUCGCAUGGGUAAGGGUGUCUCCAAAAGGUUCUGUGUGCAUUUGAUUGAUCACAUCCUGUGCUGGAGCACCAGGUUUCGUUCAGAGUAGCACUGCAGGUGAAGACAUUGCCACUGUCUCUGUGAAAUUCCAAAAAUAUUGAUUAGUCUUCUGUACUAAAGCAGUCCACUUUCACCUCCUGUAGGUAGUGUGGUCCUCUACUAGAUGGAUGAUGGUCAGGAGGCCAGGGCUGGGUAGGAGUCGGUCACUGGCCCUCUGCUGUGGCUAACAGCAAAGCUCUGGUGUUAUUCUGAGAGGGAAGUUAAGAGCUGGGGUGAGAGGCAGCAGAGUUCGCACAGUGUUUAAUACAAAUUCUGUAAGGGUGUAGAGACCAAGGCAAAAUAGGCCUUGUAUUUCCAUGUGGCAACAGUCACUGAAGGUCUUGAACAGGUUUUCCAAAAGGAGUUUGGAGGUUUCCUUUGAUUGCUUGGCUCCCUCCCCCAUCUCUCCUCCUUUGAAGACCAUUUGGUUUGGCCAUUUAGGAGGAGGCUUUUUACUCAAACUGUAUUUCAGUCUCAUCAUGUACUACAAGUAUGUCAUGUGAGUAAAGCAGAUUUGAGUCAGUUCAGCCAUGUGGAACAGUGGGUGCAUGUAACACUUUGUGACUGGCAAAGAAGUCGCCCCCUGCAUAGCCUCCAGCUAACCCCUUUGGUUUUGUGCCUGUUUGCAAUCCCCUUGGCUAACUUGUCUUCUGGCAGCACAGCAGAGAUCUUUUAAUUUAAAAAGUGUUAUGGCUUUGUUAAUGGCAAGAGAGACUUACAAGGGAUGGGGUGUGCCUUUGGUAGGUUAUCCCCCUAUAUGUACUGAUUUAUUGUCAGGUGUACAGUCUGACCAUGCUAUUGCAGAGCAGAGAGGCAAGUCCACAGCAUAAACAUGUUGCAAAAAGAUUUCCUCAAUGUGCAGUAAAUGAUACUGUCAGUGUGUCCAUGGGGGUUUGGGGGUAAGGCACAACCGUUCAACGUCUGCUGGAAUCUAGGGAGGGGGAGGAAAUCCACGAGCUAUCAGCUGGCAUGACUUGUUCCCUUUUAGGUUUCCUUUCUCUUUGCCAAACGCUAUUCAACAGCUGAGUCUUACCACCUGAAUAAAACGCAGCCAUGUUUAUUCUCAAGCUAAUUGUUUUGUGAGAAAUAUUUCUGGAAGAAAGAAAAAACUUGUUGGUCUCAUGAUCUGGGGUUACUUUCUGCAGUUAGAGGCACACAGAAUAUUCAGGACAGUUCGUUUAUCUACAGCUAGGCUUUCAUAAUUUAGGUGUGUGCCUUUACUGACAAGUUAUUAGAUUGGAUUUUAGUACUUUGAAAUGAUUUUGUGAAGGAGGAUUGUUACAGACCACAAAGUAAUUGAAGCAGGCCAGCCUCCAGCUGUCACUUUUCCUGCUGGGAAGGCUAGGUGCGGCAUAGCAGAAAAGCACAUGAUUAGCUCUGUUUUCUGUAGCCUUUUCAAAGCCAGAAUUCAAUAAAAUGGAUUUCAAGGAAGAACACACAAGUGAGAGUGCAGCAUCGUUUAUCUGUGAUUAAUCAUUACUUUGGGGUGACUGCUGGUUUAGAUACAGGCACGCCUCUGAAACAGCCCUGAGGCUAGGAAGCUGGCCCGCAGCAGAGGAGCCUGGGUUUCUAGUACAUCGGGUGAGUCAGCGCAGGAUGAGCAACCAACAGAAUUAUUCAGAAAUGUUCAGAACGUGAAUCUGCCAAAGUUUUGUGGAUUUUUUUUCUUUACUGCUGCUUUUUUUCAUGGAAAGCCUAAAUAAUUAGGCCCUAAACUUAAGUAAACUAGUCCAGCACCAUUCCAGCACCAUAGAAGUAAAUCGGCUCAAUGACAGGGUUUUCAUACACCAGCUGCUGCUUCAUAGAUACCUCUUCAAAGUCCAUCCUCAGGUUGUGUGUAUAGAUCUGCCUCCUAAGUAUUUAGAAUGGAAUAACGCUUUCUCAGUCUUCCUUUUGUGGCUCUCGAUGCCUGCUGGUUAAAAUGUGAGUUGAGGACAAGCAAAUAUCUUUGAUCUGUUUACCUGUUCUGCUUAAGGCGUUGAACUCUGUUCAUCCUGUCAGGGGAUUUUUGCUUUAUCAGUCUGCUGCAUCCUCCUGCUACUGUAGGAAGCAGCCAUGCCACUCAAAAUUUUUUGUAGGUUUGCUAAUACAUUACCUAUAUCAUUGCCUGAUACUACGUAAAAUAACAGUUCUUACUAAAUCCUCUUGAGCUAUGGAAAAACGUGGUUCUCAUCUGGAGCACGUGAGAUGGGGACAUCUUGUUUCAGGCCUCCAGAUUAAUUCUUUCAGCACACUGCUCAGUCUGGAAAGCAGCACUACUCUUUUGUACAUAUCAGUCCUGAUUCCCCAGGCUUUGUUUUGAGCACUGCAGAGGAGUGAGAAUUAAUUUGUUGGUAGAAUUGGUAGAAUUAAGUCUUCAACUAGAAAGAAAAUGUUUAGCUUAAUGGUUAUAUGCAGUGCUUGGAUUAUUUUAAGUUGUCUAACAAGUUCCAUCUUACAUCUUCAGUUAUAUUAACUGAGGGAAGUUUGAACGGGGAGAUGAGUUGGAGGCUUCACUCAUCUUCUGCUGUCCGACAAAGGUCAAGGCACAUUGAAUAUUUAACCUGCUAUAACCUAAACCUGGGAAAACUUUAAUUCCAAGUUGUUAAAGUGUGAAGUCACUUUUCACUGUUCACUAUCAAUGGUUUUGUUGGGUUUGGUUGUUUUUUUUCAUCUUGGGCAGUGACAAAAACUGAUUUUACUUUGGCUGUGGUCAGUUCACAGCAACUUCUGUUGCCUCAGCUUGCAAGAAGUGAAUGCAGUUGUUCCUGGGUUUAUUCCACUAGAAUUCCUUAGUUACUGUUUUGUCUUGACCUUGGCUCUUGAUAUACAGGAACCUUUUUACAGUGAUAUCAAGUUAAUCUGAUUUAGUGGUAACACAAUACAGUGCUGAGCAUGAAGUUCAUGAUUAGCUCAUAUAUUCUUUUCAAUUCCUUUUUCUUCCCAUAUUCCUCCCUCCCCCAUACCAUUAACACUGUCCCCUGUAGCAUAUCCAUUCACUUUCAUCCACUGAUGGGAGCAGCACCUUGCAUUAAGCUCUGCCCAAGGACUCAAGAAUGAAAAUACCUGUGGGACACAUGGAGCUCCAGAGCAGGUUGAAAAAGGUCAAUGUGGUCACCCUGUAUCUUAUUUUCAUACUGUAUUUUAGACAUGUUACUGUUGGGCACAGCUUGUUCAGGAGUGUGUUUCAGGAGUAUGUUUUCAGAGAGAUGUUAAAGCUUUGUAAGAGGAAAGAAAUAGUUAAGUAAUAGCUGAAGCCUCUGCAGUGCUUCUGCAAUCAAUGUCAUGGUCUGGCUUCAGGUUCUGGGGGGCAAGAACUUGGGUUUGUAUGUUUGACAUCUGUCUUGUGUACUGGCUUAGAACUGUCAUUCAGAGUUAACUUCCACAUUAUUUUCCCCCUUUUUCAGUAGGGAAAUGCCAGCAGUACAAUAAAACCUGAGGCUCAGAAGUCUAGGGAUCUAUAUCUAAGCAAGUGAGAGCAUCUUGACCUGAGCUUUCAUACAGUGUGGUAUGGAACACUUUUUCACUGACUGUUAGGGAUGUUAAAUUGAUGUUAGAGCUUUUCAUCUGUGUUAGCAAGGGCGGUUCCCAGUGAGAUAUUUGGUAUCACUCUGAUGUGUGCUAGUGUGUAGAUGAAUGUCAAAAUGUAGGUUGAAAGGAGAAACAUUUCCCUGCUAUAGCUAGCUUUGGGGAUCUUGGAUGUCAAGGAUUUAAUCUAGCAAUAGCUCUGUAUCCUUCCAUAGAGGAUCAAAAGCUGUUUCUUCAAGCUUACUGCAUCUAAGGAUUAAAUUCCAAUGGCUUGGUUGUUCCAUCUUUGUUUCUGAGGUUUAAACUGUGACUUAGAGUUUAUCACUCUAAAUAAAAAGCAUAUAAAGCUGCAUUAUUAGGGAAGAUCAAAUUUUCUUUGUCGCUGCCAUUGGUAGAGCUGUGUAGAAAUAUAGGAUAACUUGGGUUGGAAGAAACCUUUAGAGGUAUCUACUAUAACCUGCUGCUCAAAGUAGGUCCAUGUUGCUAUGAUCAUAUUCAUCUGACGUUUGAAUAUCUCCAGAGAUAGUUCCAUGACUCCGGUCCCUGUUCCACUCUGACCACCCACGAGGUGAAAACUUUUUCUUAGCCACCUAAAAAGAAUUUCCAAUGAAGCUGCACAUGUUAAUUGCCUCACAUCACACAUCUGAGAAAAGCGUAGCCCUGCCUUCACUGUAUCUUACAAUCAGGUAGCUGAAGACACCAGUAAGACCUUCCCCAUUUCUUUCCUUAAGCUGAACCAACCUGGUUGUCCCGGUCUCUUCUCGAACAUCACAUGCUCAGGCUCCCACAGCAUCAGGUGGAAUUGCUGCAGAAGGUUCCUCUCUGUCUUGUACUGGGAAUCCCAAAACUGGGCACAGCACUACAGAUAGAAUCUGACAAAUGCUGGAUGGAGUGGAAGAAGAACCCCUUUGCUCUGCCUGCUAGCCACGCUUUUUCCAAGUACAGCCCAGUGCCUGUUUGGUCUCUUGUUGCAAGACAAUUAUAAGCGUACAAAACAAGCGUCGCAAAAUGAUCUGGAAAUACUCUGGAUUGCAUUCAUAUGUAUACAACCAUCUUGUCCCUCUUCCAAGAAAGAGUGCUAGCUUGGGUCUUGGAGCUUUUUGAACAGGAGGCAGCACUGAGGGAUCCUGGUCACUUCUAAAAAUACCUGUGUUUUACUUUAUCAAAUGAUACUUUCAAUCCAAUGUGGAACUUGCCUUGAGUUUCUGCCCCAGUGCAAAAUCUUCCAGGUUUUUUAGUCCUGAUGCUAAUAAGUUGGACUAGAGCAUUAAGAAUGAGCCUCUGAAGGAAAAUUACUAGCUUCAUAAUUUUGCCCUUGCCGCACACUGAGCUUUUGAGUUUGCAAAUGCUAUCCUGCAGCAAAUGAUCUGUCUUCCUUUGCCAGCCAGUCUCUCAGGCAGCUCCUGUUUCUGCUCCCCAUCAGAGUUUUUCCCCUCUAUUUGUAGCUUCUGUCAACUCCAGAGUCCUUUAAUCCAGCUCUUAAUUUAAUGCCAUUGCUUGAAGGUCUGCAUCUGGUGAGAAUCUGUGUGUUAGGUUGCAGUUACACAACAGAUUGUUCAGUCAUGUAACUUUUUGUUUCCUUCUGGGUGAAAAAUUAUGCCAAAGCUGCUACUACUGUAGCAUACACUACUGUCGUAAAGUGUAGCUUACGACGGAGCCAGCUGUGCUGCAGAAAACAGUUACACUACAAGGUCAUCUGGAUUGCUGGAACUGAUGGGAUUGGGAAGUGAUGCCGCCUUGCAUUUUGAUCUGCACCUAAUCAAAACGUAGCUGUGACUUCGUGCUGGAGCGCCUCUCUCUGCAGCUGCCCAGCAGCUAUUUGGCAGUGAUGAGAUCAGCAUCUCUCUGCUAGGUGGGUUAUUGGCAGGACAGUGCAUGUGUUUGUGCACAUGGUGUGGAUAUAUGCACAUCUACUAAUCAGCAGAAAAUACCUAGCUGUGGUGGUGGGCUUUCUGUUAGGGUGUCUUUCAUGGGCCAGUAAUACAGCAGUGAGCAUUUUACUUUGGCCCGAGCAAGACAUUUUGAAAAAUACUUGGGUUUCUUGGAGCACUAUAUUUAAAUUCCAGAUUUUUAAUCAACUUUUAACCUUUGUAUUUAUAUGUUCAGAAAAUUCUUUUGAUACUUUUUCAUUUACCAACACUGAAUUAAAACCCUUCAGAAUGUAUGGCUGGUCUUCUCCUUACAUGUGACUUUUAAGUUUCAGAGCCUGAGGAUAGUUCUGCCAAGUCUACCCCUUUGCUCUCAAGAUAGAAAUAAAACAUUGACAAUUCACAGGUGGCAGCUAAGGAAGAAACCCUUAAAAUAUUUUUUUUUCAUAAAAUAUUAAAUUAGAUCUGUGUAAACAUAAAAUUUGUAUUUAUUAAUGUGUGUAUGUGAGUAUGUGUGUCAAUAUAGAUAUAUAAAUGGUCCACGACUAUUUCUUUCUCUUAAAUGGUACUUUACACAGACUUUUAUACAGUAUGUUGGUAAAUUCCCACACCAGGCACUGAUUCUAGAAGAAUGAUGUAUGUAUUUUUGUAACAAAUGUGAGCAGCUGGUAGAAGCAGCUUUACUUUCAGUGAUUGCUUUCAUUCCUCUCGCAGAGCAGAAGAGGUGACUUGGUACUUGCAUCUUCCUUGCGUAGGAGCCCUGCUUCUGGCUUUGUCAUGCUUUCAGCAACCCUGGUCCAUGCUGCUUUUCUGGCAAGAAAAAACCCCAAAUGGCACUAAUGAAAGCUGGAAUAGUUUCUUGUCUCAAAUUAUCUCUAGAUGUGGUAUCGGGGAGUUCUUUACAGAUUCUGCUCUGUAAGUAAUGGGACCUUACUUCUAACAGAGGAAAUUCAUAGAGGGUCUAUGAGGAUGUUGUAAGGUUGAAGAAUUCUUCCCUGUCUGUCUGUCAGGUGGCUAAGCUAACACUGGGGCACUAUGAAAUGGUUUCUUUUCCUCUGUGGUGUGAUUAUUCUCCUUUUAUGAUGCUUCUGUCUCUUCAUGGGGCAUGAGGUGUGUGUAUAUCCCCUUAAAAACAAUGCAUGAGAGUUUUUUCUAAUGUUCCCAUUCACAGAGAGUAAAUUUUACCUAACUGGCCCAAUUUCAGUCAUGGCUUAAUUCCACAAGGAUCACGAAAUUCACAGAAGUGUGUCUCUUGACCCCCUUGGGCCUGGUGAGAAUUGUUCUUUAAAGCAGGUGAUACUUGGCUUCCUAAUUACUUUUCCAGAAGUAGAAAUUCCUUUCUCUGUAGGGACCUGAGUGAAUGCUUCACCGUGGUGUUUACUGUCUGAUGGUUGGGCUUUGAUACUUAAGGGAGGAACAGGUGAUAAGAAGAGUAACUAGAGUAGGAGCAGUGAAAGGAAACAGCUUUCUUCCUCAGCAGAAAACAGUCCUUGUGAAAACCAGACUUCCCCUAGGAUUUGGUUACUGCUUUGUGUCUGCUGCUGAAUUAAGCAAUGCACCUUUGCUGUGAUCUAGACUUUUCAGUCCUGCUUCUGUCCCACCUUGGUUCCACUUAAAGCAGUCUGAAAAAGAGCCUUCCUUACAUCUAAGGGCAAAGUUGAGGAGAAAUGUCUGUUAGCUGAAGAAAAAUGAGGUUUAAAUAGAGCAGAAAAAGUGAGACUUCCUUCUGUUCCACUGCCUUGCUGCUAAAAGUCUGGUGUAGAACAUCCUAAUGUUCUGCUGGUUUAUAUGCCACUCUUCAGAUGUGGCCAGGCUGUUAAGUAGGCAAGUUGGCUCUGUAGCAAAUGAAUUACUGUAAACCUAAACUAGCUUUAAUGAUAUUUUUUUUUCCCCUUCUCCCAAAUGGGCUUGAAGUAGAAGGAACCAGAGUAUUGUCUGUAAGAUCUUUUUGCUUUAAUGGCAAAUAAAAUAGAGAAUGUUAAAAAAAAAA